This is a messenger RNA of Cercopithifilaria johnstoni, 642 nucleotides long. NCBI's taxonomy places the organism in Eukaryota, Metazoa, Nematoda, Chromadorea, Rhabditida, Onchocercidae. The record is from the annotation of a GenBank genome assembly.
AUGUUGGGACCAGGUGAACUGGUUACUGACUGGAUGCAUGCGGAGAGACUUUGUUCCCACUUAGAAAUCGGCGAUUUGAUCGAGUUUCGACGUGUCGUCGGUAGUAUAAAACGGCGCAUUUAUACGCACUGGGGAGUGUUUAUUGGUUUUCACGACAAAAAAGCAUACGUUGCUCAUACAGGAACCGAUUUCGGCGAUUUUGGCAAUAGCCUUAUCAGCAAUUCCGUUGAAUCAUUGGCAACUCUUAAAGCAAAAGUGUCAUGUAGUAAUCAAAUACAGAUUCGUCGUGACGAGCUAAUAACUGUUGCCAACGGUGAUAGCUGUCGGAUAAAUAAUUCACUCGAUAAGGAGAAACGGCCGUUCCCACCAGUUAUUGUGGUUGAUCGGGCUCUACUUAUGCUUGGGAAAACUGACUACAAUCUCCUGCUAAAUAAUUGUGAACAUUUUGCGAAAUACUGCAGAUAUGGUUUGAAAGAAAGCAACCAGGCAGCGGUUGCGAAAAUCAUACUUGUAACCUCGGCAAUAUAUUGCAUGACAGGUUCGCUAGCAAUUUCAGCAGUUGCGGGCACUCUUGCUUACACGUUCAGUCGUUUGGGACAUGGCAUCAAACAGUUCGUUCCAUGCUAUCCAGAUGUGUUAUAA